AUGACGACCUUGACAAUUCCAACUAUCUCAAUCUCUCAAGUCUCAAAAGGCAACCCAAACAUUGUCCUUAUUCCAGAAAUCUUUUAUAAAAUCACUGCAAAUAAACUUUCGUCACUUGAACUUAUCUCCCAAUUUGCACCGUUACUUGAUCUUCCAAAAUAUUCAAAGCAAAAUUCACCAUUCGGGCCUAUAAUAAGGACUCUAACACACUCGAAGCCAAAGUUUCCUAAUGAAAGCUUCGAAGGUAUUGAAUCUUUGAAGUCAUCAAUACUUGGUUCAAAUAACGAAAAAAACCUUAGGUCAAAAAAAGCAAAUGAUGUUAAUGAACCAUGGUUUUUAUUAGUUAUCGUUAGUGAUUUGGCAGUUAUUGAUUCUUCUAAGAAAAAUAAUGGGCCUGUAGUAGGAACCAUAUGUCGCUUAAUGAAUAUAUCCAAUGAUACCAAGAAUUCUUCAAAAGUGAUCCUUUCGAUUAGGGCUAUAGGAAGAGCGGAAAUUCUCAAUGACAAAAUUUUCGAUCGUAAGAAUUCUUCCCAAGAAAGUGUCAUUUUUCAUAGCACAGAAGUGGUACCUUAUUUGAAUGAAUAUGUUACAGAUAUCAGCCCAAAAGCGAUGAAACCAGGUGCCAUAGAAGCAUGGGGCUCUUUUGUUGAGCGUAUUGAGAAGCUCUUCACUAACAUCCACUCGUUUAAAGAAACUUAUAAUACGGCAUUCACACCAAAGAAUAAAGAAGUGGAUGCCGUGAAGGUAUUAGUACGUCUUUCACCAUUAGCAAGCGUGAUAAAUGAAAUACUCCGGAAGGAUAAAACAAUGAAGAAUGUUGAAGAUGUUUUCCAUAAAAUAGUCGACAGAAUUUCUGAUUCUGGAAUUGUGGCUCGUGGGAAACCUAUUACUGAUGUGAAUAGAGACUAUAUCUUUGUGGCAAUGUUAAAAAUUUAUGAUCUUGUUGUUGGUGUAAUACCAGUCACCGGAACACAUAAAUAUGGAUAUUUGCAAUGUGUGAGCCCUUUGAGAAGAAUCCAAGAGGCAGGUCCUGAUAUUAUUGAAAAGGUCACUGACAUAUUACUGAGCUUUGAAACUCAUUAUGAUUUUGUGAUGAAAGAUUUUAUAUCUGCAGAAAAUGAACAGGAGAAAAUGAAAUUGGCGAUAGAUCAUGUCAAAGCUUUGAAAGAGGCUAUAAGCAUUUUCAAGAAUAAGCCACAAUUUUCCAAUAAAGCUUCCAGCGAAAAUAAAAUCAAAACAAUAAAAUCUGGCGGAAAUGAGGGCAAGCAUGAAGACGACGAUGAAGAUGAAACGACAAAAAUAAUGAGGGAAUUUUAUUCAAAGCUUGUAGCGCUGCCAUCACCAAUCGAAAUUUCAUUUGAUGGGGCAAAGCUUCUAAAAAAAGAUUUUAAAAGGUAUUUUAAGAUGCUGAAAAACCCAGUGGCAAAAAAUUCUUCAGAAUUCCAAGUACUAAGUAAUUAUCUUGAAAUUGUUAUUGAUUUGCCUUGGUCUGCUGAUGGAGGCGUCACAAAAAUUAUUGAUUUAAAUAAGGCAAAAAAGCAAUUAGAGGAUGAUCAUUAUGGAUUAUACAGCGUGAAAGAUCGUUUACUAGAAUAUUUAGGAGUUUUAAAUUUGCAAAAUAAGAUUAACCAAUUCAAUCAAGAAAAACCAAUGUCUAAUGAUGUUUCUACAUCGGAUAUUACUAGUCUGGAUUCACAGAUUGGUAAAAAAAAAGAGCCGAACAAGAAGAAUAAGAAAUUAAGCAAUUUUUCAAAAGCCCCAAUCUUAUGUUUAGCUGGCCCACCAGGGGUUGGAAAAACUUCUCUUGCAAAGUCCGUUGCCACUACGCUUGGUCGUAAAUUCCAACGCAUUUCUCUUGGUGGACUUAGUGACGAGGCGGAAAUUAGAGGUCAUCGUCGCACGUAUGUUAGUGCCAUGCCAGGUCUUAUCAUUUCUGCGUUGCGUAAGGCUAAGACUCUUAAUCCUGUGAUAUUGCUUGACGAAAUUGAUAAAUUGGGUGCCAGUGCCGCUUCUCGUGGCGAUCCACAGGCCGCGAUGCUUGAAGUUCUUGAUCCUGAGCAAAAUUCUAGUUUCAAGGACCACUAUUUGGGUUUUCCGGUUGAUCUAUCCCAAGUUUUAUUUCUCUGCACUGCCAAUGAUUUGCGUCGUUUACACCCAGCUUUGCUCGACCGUAUGGAAGUGAUUCAUUUGACAGGUUAUAAUUACAUGGACAAGGUACAAAUCGUGAGACGCUACUUGUUGCCAAAGCAAUUGAAAAAAAAUAUUUUGCCAGCUAAAGCAGUGGAAAUUGUUGAAAAUGACACAAUUCUUAAGAUUAUUGUUGAGUAUACCAAUAAUGAGUCAGGAAUUCGUAAUUUAGAACGGCAAAUUUCUACUUUAUGUCGUAAAAAGGCCCUUGAAUUUUCUUCAAAAAUCAAUGCUUUCAAUGAUUCAGAAGAGUUACCACCUGGAUACACUUCUAUAGUCACCAAAGAUGAUCUUCCUCAUUAUCUUGGAAUCCCAAAUUAUUAUCAUACGUCGAAGAAAAAUAGGCCUCUUAACUCAAGAUUUACUGAAAGGUAUGGUAUGGUUAACGGAUUAAGCUAUAACUCUGAUGGCACUGGAAGUAUUUUAGUCUUUGAAACUAUUGCUAUUCCUAAUGUUGACAGGUCAUCAACUCCUGGAACAUUGACUAUGACUGGUAAGUUAGGCGAAGUGCUAACUGAAAGUGUGAAAAUUUCUUCUUCAUUUGUUAAACUUAUUUUGUCCAAGAAUCUUAUUGCUUAUGAAGGCACUACUUGCCAAAGCGCUUUGAACACUUUAAAAACCCAUCAGAUUCAUUUACAUGCUCCAGAAGGUGCCAUUUCAAAGGAUGGCCCAAGUGCUGGUAUUACUAUCACUUUGGCUUUGUUAUCGCUUCUUUUGAAAAAAAGUGUCCCAAAUAAUGUGGCAAUGACAGGAGAAAUGACCCUUCGUGGAAUUAUUUUACCGAUUGGUGGGGUCAAAGAGAAGCUUCUUGGUGCUCAUUUGGCAGGAACCAUUGAUACUGUGCUCGUGCCGCGAGCCAAUAGAGGUGAUUUGAUCGAACAUUACAUAAGCAACUUACAAACCGAUGAUAAAGACCAAAUGAACCAGGAGUUAAGAGAUGUUUUGAAAAACGAUAAACAGAAUAUCCAUAAUUGUGAUAUAUUUGACAAACCUGAACAGUUUAUCCUCGAAAGUUUGGGAAUUAGGAUCCAUUAUGUUGAAGAUUUCUGGGAUGUGAUCCAAGUGGUAUGGAAUGGAGAAGUCGGUGCAAAGUCUAUAAUUGAGGAAAUUCCAGCUAGGCUUUGA
Messenger RNA from Saccharomycopsis crataegensis, 3312 nucleotides. RefSeq lists its product as uncharacterized. Gene Ontology annotation, cellular component: peroxisomal matrix. The transcript has a single exon. Gene Ontology annotation, biological process: protein processing; protein targeting to peroxisome; protein catabolic process. The record is from RefSeq and is a predicted model, not a curated record. The coding region runs from base 1 to 3312 and encodes 1103 amino acids. Gene Ontology annotation, molecular function: ATP-dependent peptidase activity; serine-type endopeptidase activity; ATP hydrolysis activity. NCBI's taxonomy places the organism in Eukaryota, Fungi, Ascomycota, Saccharomycetes, Ascoideales, Saccharomycopsidaceae.